Messenger RNA from Cicer arietinum (chickpea), 2688 nucleotides. Its product is annotated as elongation factor G-2, chloroplastic. The record is from RefSeq and is a predicted model, not a curated record. Gene Ontology annotation, cellular component: chloroplast. Lineage: Eukaryota; Viridiplantae; Streptophyta; Magnoliopsida; Fabales; Fabaceae. Gene Ontology annotation, molecular function: translation elongation factor activity; GTP binding; GTPase activity. Gene Ontology annotation, biological process: translational elongation; ribosome disassembly.
UGUUGAUAUAUAAAGUGAAAAGCAGAUGAAAAAUAAUAUUGGGUAACACAAUCUUGCGCCUAGUCCUUACCGAAAACUAGAGGCCAGGGUCUCGUGUGUGUGGGUUCUGUUUAUCCCAAACGCCACAAACAACAGAGAGAUAGAGAGAGAGAUAUGGCAGCAGCGCCUUCUUCUUCUUCUUCUCUCUGUACUCUCAAUGGUUCUCACCGGAGACCAACCCCUCUUUCUCCGCUUCGCUUCAUGGCUAUUCGUCCUCAACACUUUCGCUCUUUCGCUUCCUCUUCGCACUUCCUUGGAACUACUCGAAUUAAAUCCACUUCAAACCAAUUUCCUCAAAGAAGAAGACGUUUUUCUGUUUUCGCCAUUUCCACUGAUGAGGCGAAGCGUGCUGUCCCGUUGAAGGAUUAUCGCAACAUUGGCAUCAUGGCUCAUAUAGACGCUGGAAAGACAACUACAACUGAACGGAUUCUCUUCUAUACCGGAAGAAACUACAAAAUUGGAGAGGUACAUGAGGGAACGGCAACAAUGGAUUGGAUGGAACAAGAACAAGAAAGAGGGAUUACCAUUACUUCUGCAGCAACCACCACAUUUUGGGAUAAGCAUAGAAUCAACAUCAUUGAUACUCCUGGUCAUGUUGACUUCACCUUAGAAGUGGAGCGAGCUCUUAGGGUGUUGGAUGGAGCUAUAUGCUUGUUUGACAGUGUUGCUGGUGUUGAGCCACAAUCAGAAACUGUGUGGAGGCAAGCUGAUAAAUAUGGGGUGCCUCGAAUUUGUUUUGUCAAUAAAAUGGACCGCCUUGGAGCUAAUUUUUUCCGAACAAGAGACAUGAUAGUAACAAAUUUAGGUGCUAAACCACUCGUACUUCAGCUACCGAUUGGUGCAGAAGAUACCUUUAAGGGAGUUAUUGAUCUUGUUAAGAUGAAAGCUAUAGUUUGGAGUGGAGAAGAGCUUGGUGCCAAGUUUUCUUAUGAAGAUAUACCUGCAGAUCUCCUAGAGAAGGCUCAAGAUUACAGAUCACAGAUGAUUGAAACCAUAGUUGACUUAGAUGACGAGGCUAUGGAGAACUACUUGGAAGGAAUCGAACCAGAUGAAGAAACUAUUAAAAAAUUAAUUAGGAAGGGAGCCAUAGCAGCCACUUUUGUGCCAGUGUUGUGUGGAUCAGCUUUCAAAAACAAGGGGGUCCAACCGUUGUUAGAUGCCGUAGUGGAUUAUCUACCAUCACCACUUGAUGUACCACCAAUGAAAGGCUCUGACCCUGAAAACCCAGAAGCAAUAAUAGAGAGGAUAGCAAGUGAUGACGAAUCAUUUUCUGGGCUAGCUUUUAAGAUCAUGAGCGAUUCAUUUGUAGGCUCCCUUACGUUUGUCAGGGUGUAUUCAGGAAAGCUAACAGCAGGGUCUUAUGUACUCAAUUCAAACAAAGGGAAAAAGGAAAGAAUUGGUAGACUUCUAGAAAUGCAUGCAAACAGCAGAGAAGACGUUAAAGUAGCUUUAACAGGUGAUAUUGUUGCUCUUGCUGGUUUGAAAGAUACUAUAACUGGUGAAACAUUGUGUGACCCCGAUAAUCCAGUCGUGCUUGAGCGUAUGGACUUCCCUGAUCCUGUAAUUAAGAUUGCAAUUGAACCCAAAACUAAAGCUGACAUUGACAAGAUGGCAGCUGGUUUAGUUAAACUUGCUCAGGAAGACCCUUCUUUCCACUUCUCCCGUGAUGAAGAGUUAAAUCAAACCGUGAUUGAAGGAAUGGGAGAAUUGCAUCUUGAAAUCAUUGUCGAUCGUCUCAAAAGAGAAUAUAAGGUAGAAGCUAAUAUUGGUGCUCCUCAAGUCAACUACAGAGAAAGCAUUUCCAAAAUCACAGAAGUGAAGUACGUGCACAAGAAACAAUCAGGUGGACAAGGUCAGUUUGCAGAUAUAACCGUACGGUUUGAGCCCAUGGAUCCAGGUAGUGGAUAUGAGUUCAAGAGUGAAAUCAAAGGAGGCGCAGUUCCAAAAGAAUACGUUCCUGGUGUGGUUAAAGGAUUGGAAGAGUCUAUGAGCAACGGUGUUCUAGCCGGCUUUCCAGUUGUUGACGUACGCGCAGUACUCGUUGAUGGUACUUACCAUGACGUAGAUUCAAGUGUGCUGGCUUUCCAGUUGGCAGCCAGAGGAGCUUUCCGGGAAGGAAUGAGAAAAGCCGGACCAAAAAUGCUCGAGCCUAUAAUGAAAGUUGAAGUUGUCACUCCUGAAGAACAUUUAGGAGAUGUAAUUGGUGAUCUCAACUCAAGAAGAGGACAGAUCAACAAUUUUGGUGACAAACCCGGUGGACUCAAGGUGGUUGAUUCAUUAGUACCUCUUGCUGAGAUGUUUCAGUAUGUGAGUACUCUUAGAGGGAUGACGAAGGGUCGCGCGUCCUACUCAAUGCAAUUAGCCAUGUUUGAUGUGGUACCUCAACACAUUCAGAAUCAACUUUCCACAAAAGCACAAGAAGUUGCUGCUUAAUGUAUUUCCUUGGUGUCAUAACCAGGAUUAUCUUCUCUUUGAUACUUCUAUAAUGUUCAUUGUUCUAUAUUUUUUGGGGGUAUUUUUUGUUGUAAUUUUUCUUGUACCAAUACAACGUUAGCCACUAAAAAAACACUCAGAAGGAAAAGGGAAACGACACAAUUUUUCUGUCUUCUACGUUUUUAUUUUGUCAAUUUACUUCUGAUUUCUGCGUAA